GCCACGCGUCAGUCAUCGUAUCAUGGCCGAUGGUGGGACCUUUAAAGAAAUAUGUCAUGUUAUAGUUUUAUGUGUUAUAUGGUAUGCAGUAAGUAGCGGUAACGGAGUAAUUGGUAAAACGGUAUUGAACGACUUGCCUUAUCCGAUGACGGUAACUAUGGUUCAAUUAUUAACUGUCACCGUCGGUUGCGGUCCGAUGAUAGCGUUGACCGGAAUCCAAACCCACCACGUGUCCAUCACCUGGAAUCAUUACAUUAAAUUUAUCGUACCGUUAGCUUGUGCUAAAUUCUUUUCUUCCGUUUCUUCUCAUAUUAGUAUAUGGAAGGUACCAGUUUCUUACGCUCAUACGGGACGAAUAAUACUAUGAAUUUCUCGCAUUUUCAAGGGGUAAUUUUUAAGAAAAUAUUGCAAUUACAUAACACUUUUUGGCUUAUUUCAUUACUGUAUAUAACAGACUUCAUCAGUUUAUAGUCAGAUUCGAUCAACUUUCGUGGAUCAAAAGGACUGGUGAUCUAGGUUACCAUCAUAUUUUAAAUUUUUAUUUAAAGUUUAUUAAUUUAUUCUUAUAAAAUUAUGCUUUAAAAAGUAAUUAUAUUUGAUUAAA
This is a messenger RNA of Centruroides sculpturatus (bark scorpion), 604 nucleotides long. RefSeq names its product solute carrier family 35 member E1 homolog. The record is from RefSeq and is a predicted model, not a curated record. The transcript is spliced from 2 exons. NCBI's taxonomy places the organism in Eukaryota, Metazoa, Arthropoda, Arachnida, Scorpiones, Buthidae. The coding region runs from base 23 to 367 and encodes 114 amino acids.